Molecule: messenger RNA, 1499 nt
Organism: Mobula hypostoma (lesser devil ray)
Lineage: Eukaryota; Metazoa; Chordata; Chondrichthyes; Myliobatiformes; Myliobatidae
Gene: ier5
Product: immediate early response 5
Exons: 1
Coding region: 191-946 (251 amino acids)
Source: RefSeq, a predicted model, not a curated record
UACUAUUAUCCCGAAGCGGCGUGGUGGUUUUGUGUGGCUGGGAGAUAGAGCUCGCAAGCUCCUUGCUGGUACCAGUUAGUCGGGGGAAAAUCCCUCAUCCAACUGCACGUAGCUUCCCACUGGGUGGUUUGUCUGCUUCCUUGGCAAAUCCCCGUUCGAUUCCCGGGAGUGAAAGUUUGCAAGCCGGAUCAUGGAGUUUAAGGUGGAGGCGCACCGCAUUAUGACCAUCUCCCUCGGCAAGAUCUACUCGUCCCGGGUCCAGCGCGGUGGCAUCAAACUACACAAGAACUUGCUGGUGUCGUUGGUGCUCAGGAGCGCCCGGCAGGUCUACCUGAACGAGCAGGAAGAGUCCUACCUACGGGCGCAAGGCCAGUUCCAGCCGGUGGCGGCGGCAAUGGGCGGCCAGCAGCCUCCCAGCUGGGCCGAGAUGGAGGCGAGGAUUGCUGGCGAGGGCCUCGGGGAACACGGGCCUGCCCGGGCGGAGGCGGCGGAAAGGACUGAACCUCAAGAACAGGCGCCAAGUUGGGCGGAGGCGGAAAGGACUUUAUGCCCGCCCUCCAAUGAGCAAGGGUCGGAGACAAAGGCCCCGCAGGAACAGCGUGUUCCCCGCCAGCCCCCUGCGACUUGUACCCAGCAGCUGGAGGCUAGGGGGACUCGAGAGCCGGGCUGCGUCCGUAAAAAGAGGAGCGGAGAGCAAGGGGAAGCCGAGCCUGAAAGUCUGUUCAAAAGGCCCAGAACCGAGAAGCAUUUGAUCAUCUCGACUGCCACCCCACAAGAGGAAGAGGAAAUGGAGACCUCCAAUGUCUCCAGCCUCAUCAACAUCUUUGGCUCCAGUUUCUCAGGGCUCCUGAGUAAGGAGGAGAGUGACGGCGAGAGCGGGCAGAUCUGUUGCGAUCAAGUACUGGGGAACAUGGGUUCCUGGAACAGGGCGAUUGUCGCUUUCUGAAAGCUUCGCCCUUUGGGACAGUAGAGAUGGAGACCAGGACUUUGUCGGCUUUGACUGGUUCUCAUUUCUGGAGCAUGUGCCACGACUGGGGAGGUUUGGUUCGUAUCAUCCUGCACCUCUCAAAAGGCGCCCUCAGCAUCACGUGGAGAGCAGCUUCAUUCACCACCUCUCAAUGAGGAAAUGGCGAGGAUAGGUGGCCUCUGACAGGCGUGUUCAGUCUCGGGUGGAGGACAUUUCUUCGAGUUGGGAGUUCCUGUGGAUUUUGUUUCUGGUUUAAUAGUGCGACCUGGGUAAAUGUUGAAAAGGUAGCAAGAGUAUUUCAAAGUUUUUCAGUAUAUCGAAACCAGAUACAACUUGCUGAUUAAGUUGCCUUUUUCCCGUCUGUUCUGCGCCCUUUCGCAGAUAUUAAUAUGCAUUGCAUUCGUACUGAGCAGUUUAGAUUGCUGUGCGGGUUAUUUAACGUCUUUGUUUUAUAAAGACAUCAAAUGUGUUCGAUUAUCCGUUUUUGUAAUACUGUUUUCAUUGUAUUAAUGGUAUAAUUUACACGAAUUAA